Molecule: messenger RNA, 7737 nt
Organism: Prorocentrum cordatum
Lineage: Eukaryota; Dinophyceae; Prorocentrales; Prorocentraceae
Source: the annotation of a GenBank genome assembly
GUGCCGCUGUUCGCCCGGGCUCCGGAGACGCUCCGCCUGGCGGUGGUGGACGCGCUGGUGCCCGUCAGCCUGCGCGCCGGCGAGACGGUGUGGAAGCAGCGGGACGAGGGCAGCUGGAUGGGCAUCGUGCUCUCCGGGCGCUUGGGGAGGCUGCUGCAGAAGGGGGGCACCGCCAUGGGAGAGACCAUCAAGUUGGACGAGGCAGAGACUCCGGUCAAGCAGACCGACGGGAGAGUGCAGAGCAGGUGGCGCCACGUGGUGGCGAAGGUGCUGAAGCAGAAGUACCUCAAGGGUUUCUGGUCAGUGCUCGGCGAGUACCUCAAGUACGUCAAGAGCAGGAUCCAGAACGCCCAGCUGUCCCAGCAAGCAGAGCAGAUGCAGCAGCAGAACGUUCAGAUCAGGACGGAGCUCGCUCGGCAGGUCCAGGCGCAGGGAGAUCUACCACGGUUGGCCGAGCAGCUCGGCGACGCUGUGCAGAAGCUGUCUGACGAACGCAAGGAUAAGUCGUCUGCGCCGGCCUUUUCCCUUGUAGACACCAAGGGGUUGGGCAAGCCCUCCAUCUUCAAGAAUGAGGAAGCCAAGUUCCUGGAGUGGUCCCGCAAGACCAAUGCGUACCUGACGGCAGUCUUCGGAGAGCAGUUCCGCAAGCUGCUAGAGUGGGUGGAGGAUCAGGCGCAGGAGACCACGGUGAUCAGCAUGGAAGUUCUGGAGGCGCGGUUCGGCAGCGACGACGAUGACGAAGAUGAGUUCAUUCCGGACCUCCGCGAGAAGGUCAGCCAGCUGUACGUCGCCCUCCAGACGCUGACAGAGGGUGAGAGCUUUGCCCUGGUGAUGAACACUCCCAAGGGUAACGGCGCUGAGGCGAUGAGGAAGCUCAUCCGGCGCUGGGACCCAGCUUCAGGGGGUAAGCGCCGCGUUCUCUUGAAGCAGAUCAUGAACCCGCAGCGGUGCACCCUCAGUGACCUGUAUGCGAAGCUCGAGGAAUGGGAGGAGCUCAUCCGCCGUUACGAGAGGAAGAAGGCAGAUGGCCUGGGCAAGGUGGUUGACGACGACGUGAAGGUUGCAGCCCUGGAGACCAUGGUGCCAGAAGAGCUCGAACUCCACCUCGCGAUGAACAAGCACCGGUUAGACACGUCGGAGAAGGUCGUAGAGGAGAUCAGGAGCUUCCUGGAGUCGAGACAGUCGCAAGGUGCCCUACUCCGACGGAAGCGAGGUGACCCAAUGGACGUUGACUCGCUGUACAAAGGAGGCAAGGGCAAGUCCAAAGGUAAGGGUGACAAGAACGGCAAGAAGGGCCAGACUCCCAAGCCGCGUGACAAGCGGACGGUGCAGUGCUGGCGUUGCGGUGGCUGGGGCCGCACGUCGAAUGAGUGCACAGUCCGCCUGCCUGGCGGGAAGACCGGCGACGGCAAUGGCAGCAAAGGCAAAGGCAAGGGCAAGGACGCAGACAAGGACAAGUCCAAGGGCAAGAACCGCCGCUGGGACACCAACUCCUUCGAGCCCGGUGCCGCGUCAAGCUCGAGCCAGCCGGUGUACGGAGACAACUGGGACGACGGCAACAACAGCACGAUCACCAGCCUUCCGCCCUCAGCGAGCCAGGUGGGUUCCACGAACCUUGGCUCCUUCGAGCUGUGCACGUUCGAGCUCAACAGCUUCGACGAGACCGUCGACGACCAGGAGUGGAUCAGGUUCACGUUCGACUCGGGAGCGGCCGUGACCACCUUCCCUGAGAACACCAAGGGCGAGCGGCUCCCGGCCGAUCCGAAUGCGAGCUAUCGGACGGCCAGCGGUGAGAUCAUAGCCGACUCAGGCGGGGUAUGCAUCCAAGGGCGAUCCGAGUGGAGCGAGCCGAUCAGACUGAAGGCGCGCUUGGCCAGCAUCCACAAGCCGCUGGUCUCGGCCUCGCAGACUCACCGCACGGGUCGGGCCACCUGGCUGACGAAGGAGGGUGGCUACAUCCUCCCGGCCGGCUCGGACAUCGUGAACCGCGUCGACGCUCUCAUUCGUGAUGCUGUGUGGAGUGAGUCGGGCGUGGUGCCUCUGUACGUUGAGAAGGGCAUCUACGCAGGCUACAUCAAGAAGAACGAGGGAGGCCACGUCAGGAGAGUCUCGUUCGGCGACCACCGCGAGAGCUGGGACUUGUGCCCGGUCGACGGCGGGUCGCCAGUCCCUCCCCGGCAGGCCUGGCCGCAAGUCGCGCGCCGUGGCAGGGCGCCGACGCAGGCAGAGCGGGAGCGGCACUUGGCAUCCGGACACGCGGUCUACCGCUCGUGGUGCGAGGAGUGCGUGCGGGCAGCCGGCCUGGGCGCCCCGCACGCCAGGCGACCUGAGGACGUGGAGGACGACGGCUCCAUCCCCAUCUUAGCGGUGACGGACCGCAAGUACGGCAUGAAGGGGGCGACCGCCGUCAAGGACAAGACCGCGUCCGACUUCGUGGUCAAGUGGCUCGUGGGCUUCUUGAAGCACCUCGGGCACCGCCGCGUCGUGCUCAAGUCCGACGGCGAGGCGAGCAUCUGUGCCAUCAAGAAUGCAGUGAUGGUUGGUGUGGGCCAGCAUGUCGAGCGCAUCCCGCAGGAGUCGCCCAAGGGCGAGCACAAGAGCAACGGCGAGGUCGAAGCCAGCGCGAAGGAGGUGAAGAAGGUCAUCCGAGCGAACUUCUUCUCCAUGCAGAAGUCCUUCGGCUUCGAGAUCGCGCCCGGGCAUCCCAUCGUCAGGUGGCUGCCCCAGUUUGCCGCGGACUCCAUCUCCAAGUUCAGGCUCGGCGUUGACGGCGUGUCGGCCGAGCAGCGGAGGCGUGGCCGCCCCUGGAGGAAGUUCGCGGCGGAGUUCGGCGAGAGGGUGCACUAUCGACCUCUCGGAGUCGGAGACGAGAGGAGCACGCUGGCCCCCAAGAUGCUCAUGGGGCACUUCGUGGGCUACCACUCGCGGACAGGCGCGCUGCUCGUCAUGACGCAGUCGGGUGUGGUGCGGGCCCAGGGCUUCAAGCGCCUGCAUCGAGCCCAGGCGUGGUCGCCGGAGGCACCAGGGUCGUGGGGCAGGCUUGCUGGACUGCCGUGGGAGGUUUCCCCCGCGGUGUUGCUCGCGCAGCCCGUGGGCCCGAUCACCGUGGCCAGAGACACGCAGGAGGACCACGACACCGUGGUCAGGAGGCGCUACGUACUCAAGAAGGACAUCGAACGCUUCGGAGCUACUCCGGGGUGUCCAGGCUGCGCGGACCUCAUGGCAAGGGGGUCGGCGCGGGUCGCGCACUCCCAAGAGUGCCGCGAUCGCAUCGAGGCCGAGCUGAUGAAGGACUCGGCAGGCCAGCGGAGACUGGCGGAGCACCACCUGAGGGCGAGUGCUCGCGAGGCUCAGGCGGAGGAGAGCGCGGCGCAGCCGGCGCCCCAGCCUGGAGCAGCCGCAGCCAGCGGCGGAGGAGCCGCCGCGGCCAGCGGCGGGGGAGGCGCCGCGGCAGGACCCGGCGCGGACGUGGCCAUGGCAGGUCCACGUGCGGGCGCCCCGGCGACGCCACCGGCAGCAUCGAGGAAGCGUGCUGCGAGCGCGUCCGCCGAGGAGCGCCGCCCGCCGCAGUUGCGAGACGGGCCAAGGGGGCUCAAGAGAGCCGGGAGCGAGCCGGACCUCCACGGGCAGAUGAUCGUGGACGGAGGCUCGAGCUCGUCGGCUGGACCGGCGAGCGCGGCAGUGUCCGCCGGGCUGGUGCAGCCCGCGCCUAGCCCAGAGGGGGCUAGAGGAGGUGGCGACAUGGAGGACUUGGCAGGGCCAGCUGCACGGGCUGGCAGCUCCAUGGACGUCGGCGCCUUUGACGAGGUCAAGGGCAAGAUCUACAGGGAGAUCCUGGCGCUGGUGAGCGCCACGGACCUGAUCGGCGACAACGCCAUGUCGAUCAAGGAGCUGAAGGAGGCGUCCGCGCUGUUGACCGAGAUCAACGGGGUCGACCUCGCAGAGAUCUACUCGCCCGAGCGCUUCAAGGGGAAGGCGCUCGGCAUGGGCCUGACGGCAGGCCUCGCGGCGGACCUCCACACCGGCUGGGACUUGCUUCGAGAGGACCACCGCCGAGCAGUCAUGAAGAAGCUGCUGGAGGAUGACCCUCUCCUCACCGUGACCUCUCCGCCGUGCACGGUCUUCUCCAAGCUCAGGCAGCUCAGCAACUUCAAGCGGGACGAGGGCAUCGUGGCUUCCGAGGUCCUCGAGGGCGAGACACACCUGGAGUUCUCCAUGAAGGUGUGCGAGAGCAGGCAUCAGCGAGGAGCACUUUUCCUGCAUGAGCACCCCUGGGGCGCAUCCUCCUGGUCGCGGCCGUGCGUCCAGAGGGUCAAGGAGUUGCCGGGCGUGCACUUGGUGCGCGGCCCGAUGUGCCGCUGGGGCCUCCACGCUCGGGGGCCCGAUGGGCGCGAGGCAUUCGUGCGCAAGGAGACGGGCUGGCCGACGAACUCGCAGGUCUUGGCCGACAUCCUUGCUGGGGAGUGCCGCUGCCAGUCCAUCGGCGGCGAACCCUACCGGCACGUGCACUUGCUCGGUGACAGGAGGGCUCGAAAGGCGCAGGUGUACCCACCCCGCCUGGUCAGAGCCAUCCUUCGCGGCCUCAGGGAGGAACUUCGAGCUCGAGAAUCGCUGUCUGACCUGGCGGGCUUCACCGCCGGGGCCUCGCCUCACGCCGAGGAUAUGGGCCAGGAGGCGGAGGCGCUCGUGGACGACGUCCGCGGGGGCUUCCUCGACCCGCUGAAGGUGAAGGAGGCCAGGGCUGAGGAGCUGGAGUGGUGCCGUAGCCGCGGAGUGUGGAAGAAGGUUCCACGCCGCGAGAUGGAGGCGGAAGGAGGUCGUGCCCUCGACACACGGUGGAUUGACACCAACAAGGGGGACCUCGAGCGACCGCUGUACCGCUCGAGGCUCGUGGCACGGGAGAUGAAGGUCCGCCGGCGCGCCGAGGGGCUGCUGCCGCCGCAGCAGGACCUCUUCUCGGGGACGCCACCGCUGGAGGCGUUCAAGGCGCUGGUCAGCCUCUUCCUCAGCAGGGCGUUCGAGCAGUUCCAGAGCUCGGAGCCCCGAGAGGUGCUGUACAAGUUCUACGACGUGUCGCGUGCCCACUUCUACGGGCACGCGCAGAGGCGCCUCUGGGUGGAGCUUCCGCCCGAGGAGCGUCAGGGCGAGGAGGAGCCACUCGUCGGACUUCUCCUUCGCACGAUGUACGGCACGAUGGAUGCGAGCCAGGUCUGGCAGGGUGACUACGUCGAGCUGCUCAAGUCCGUCGAGUUCCUGCAGGGGAAGUCGAGCCCCGCCAUCCUGUGGCACCCAGGGCGUGACAUCGCCCUCGAGGUGCAUGGUGACGACUUCGGCGUGCUGAUGUAUGCAGACGACGAGGCCAGGUUCGACGAGUUGUUGAAGAAGUAUGACUACAAGGUCACGGGCCGCCUCUCCUCGGCGGCCGAAGGGGUCCAGAGCACGGUCUACCUGAACCGCGUGCUCAUCUGGGAUCCCGCCGCAGGUGAAGCACGCAUCGAGUCUGACGUCCGCCACGUUGACAUGAUCCUUCGAGACCUGCACCUGUGCGACGCCAAGCCGGUGCAGACGCCUGCGGUCAAGAAGAGUGUGACCGAGAUGAUAGAAGCCUCGCAGUCCCAGACGCUCGAUGACGCACAGUCCAAGCUCUACCGCUCGCUGGUCAUGCGUGCGAGCUACAUCGGGCAGGACAGGCCGGACCUCAGCUACAUAGCGUCUUCUCUGGCCAAGUCGAUGAAGACGCCACGCGAGUCGGACAUGAUGGACCUGAAGCGCCUGGGGCGAUACCUCAAGCAGGCCAGGGCCGGCUCGCUGGUGUUCAAGCUGCAGGAGGCCCCCACGCGCAUCGAGAUCUUUGUAGACGCUGACUGGGCUGGCGAGGCUACCACCAGGAAAUCACGCAGUGGCAUGAUGCUCAUGCUCGGCUCCCAUCUUGUGAAGCACGCUUCCACUCAGCAGACCACGGUCGCGCUGUCUUCGGGGGAGUCCGAGUACUAUGCGAUGCUGAAGGGUGCGAGCCACGCUCUGGGGCUUCAGUCGAUGCUCCAAGACUUCGGCGUGCAGCAUCUAGAGAGGCCACUACUGCGCAGCGACAGCGUGGCGGCCGAGGGCGUCGCCACGCGGCAGGGCCUUGGCGCUGUCCGCCACAUCGACACGAGAUUCUUGUGGCUGCAGGACCAGGUCAAGGCAGGCAAAGUGGAGAUCAAGCAUGUGCCGGGGCUCCAGAACCCGGCCGAUGCGUUCACAAAGGCUCUGGACCAGACACAUCUGAGACGGCAUUUUGAGGCUAUGGGCUUUAAGGUGCGCGACGAGGGCAGCCGGCUCCAUCGUCCCGCACUGAUGCGGGAGGCGCGGACGAUGUGCAUUGAGAGUGGUCGGCCGUGCACGGACCUGGCGGGCGAGAGGACACAGUUCGACAAGGAACUCGGGGACUUACAUCUUCAAGCUUCUGGCGCAGAUUAUGUGAUCAGCUCCACGGCGGCACCAGAGAUCCAAUGGCGCCCGCCGGGCGCGCCGGCCGCCUCCGCGCCGCGGGCGCCCCCCCCCGCCGACCGCGGCGCCCUCGGGCCGCCGGGGCGCGCCGCCGAGGCGCCGCCCCUGCGCGGCGGGGGCCCGGAGGGGUUCGCGGAGUUCACGGAGCAGUUCAACAAGGAUGCCAAGACCACCAUCGCCAACACGCAGUUCGCGAAGGACCGUGGCAUCGAUGUCUCGGUCCUGGACGAUAUGGAGCAUAGUCUCGAGCAGAAGGGCGAGUGGUUGAAAAAGGAGACGAUCGGCAAGGCGGCGGACAAGGUCGGCGGGGCCGUCAGCGCGAUAGCCAAGGACGAGACCGUCGCGAAGCUGCUGUUCGACGGCGCCGGCGAGGGCGGGCAGGGCAACGCCGGGCCAGAGCAGUGGCCGCCGUCGAGGGAGGUCGCCGACGCGGCCUUCCAGACGUGGAUCGUGCGGCAGCUGACGGAGAUCUACUCCGAGCACAACCCCGGGAAGCUGGGCGAGAUAGAGCAGUUCCUGACGAAGUACAGGGGCAGAGAGAUCCUGCUGUACGAGAAGGUGUGCCAGAAGUACGGCGUGGCGCCCCAGGCGCCGCCGGAGGCAGUCGCGGUGGAGGCAAAGGAGUCGCCCCCGCUGGCCUCCGCCGCGCCGGCCGCCGCCCCGGCGCCCUCCCGUGCGGCCUCGGCCGCUGCCGCCGCCCCAGCGGGUGGCGCGGCCGCGCCGCCGCACAGCGCCGCGGCGGCGGGCCCGCUGCCAGGCGGCGCUGGCGGAGCGUCAGGGUCGCGCGCGGCAGCAGCGGACCCCGUGGAGCGCCUGGGGGAGCUGGAAGCGCAGGUCGCGGAGCUCACCGCCGCCCGAGCCGCGCUGCAGGGCCGCCUGCAGUCACAGGAGGCGCAGGCCCGCGAGCUGGAGGCCAGGUGCGCCGAGGUGUCCGCGGUGUCCGAGGACGCGGCCCGGCGAGCGGAGGAGCACGCUCAGCAGGUGGCGGUGUUGAGGUGCACGGUGGCCGAGAAGGACGGUUACAUCGCGGCACUCCAGGACGAGUGCGAGAGUCUCGACGCCAGGCCCAUCAGCCCGUGCGCGUUCGUGUGGAGGGAGCCCCCGGGCUGCUCGAACGGCGCCGAGUGCGCGUUUUGCCACUUGGACCCGCCGGACGCGUGCAGGCAAAGGAAGAGAGAGAGGUACGCUCGAGGCAGGGCGGAGAGAGGGCUGAUGACGGUUGGCGUGGCGAAGACAACGUUGCGGUAG